This is a messenger RNA of Plasmodium gallinaceum, 5076 nucleotides long. RefSeq names its product conserved Plasmodium protein, unknown function. NCBI's taxonomy places the organism in Eukaryota, Apicomplexa, Aconoidasida, Haemosporida, Plasmodiidae. The transcript is spliced from 2 exons. The record is from RefSeq and is a predicted model, not a curated record. Gene Ontology annotation, molecular function: protein binding. The coding region runs from base 1 to 5076 and encodes 1691 amino acids.
AUGGCAAAUAAUUCAAUGUAUAAUUUAUUAAUUGAAAAAAAAAAUAUAAAUAUACUUAAAGACAAUUUUGAUUUUACUUCAUUAAAAAAUAAUGAGGAAUAUAAAAUUAGUUUAAAUCCUGAGUAUAUUCAAGGUUAUUAUGGAUGUAAAAAUAAUUUACUUAAAUUUGCAUACAAAAAAAUUAUAUAUUCAUAUAAUAAUUUGAUAAUUAUAUACGAUUUAUUAAAUCAAAACCAGUCAAUUUUUUCUGAACAUAAAAAUAAAGUUAUCUUCUUCAGAUGCAAAGAAAAUUGUAGAACAGUUCUAAGUGCAGAAGAUAGUAAUAAUAAAAUAAAAAUAUUUAUAUGGAAUAAAUUAAAUUUACAAAUUUUAACACACAUAAAAAUAAAAAAGGAGAAUUUUUUAGAUAUAGAUUUUUUAAAUGAUAAGAAUAUAUUACUACUAUGUAAACAUUAUGAUAAGUUAAUAUUUUUUGUAUUCUUUGUUAUAUAUAAAAAAAAAAAUGUACUGUUAAAAAAGAAGUAUGUAAAUGUCAUAAAAAAAUUAGAUGAUCUUGAUUUAGCAAAAAAAAAAGAGAAUUUGAAAAAUAAUGACCAUAUUUUUACAAAUUUAGAUAAACUUAUAACGAAAGAAAUAAAAAGAUAUAAGGCAUGUAAUAUAUUUAAGAAAAAAGAUGAAGAAUAUAUUAAAAUUUGUAUGCAUUCAAUUUUAAAUAAAAUAAAAAAAAAAAAAAAAAAAAAAUUUGGAAAUUAUGAAAAAUACAAACCUAUGUACAAUAUAUUAAAACAAAAUAAAAAAUUAAAAAAAAAUUUAUAUAAAAAAAAUUAUUUUAAAAAGUUAAAUGGGGAAAUUGUAAGUUGUGUAAAAAUUAAAAAAUACAAAAAACAUAAUAUCUUUUUCUAUUAUAUCACUUUUAUAAAACCAUUUAAAAAAUGCAAAAAAAGUUAUAAUGUAUUAUUAGGAAAUUUUAAAAUAUUUGUAGAUAUUAAUAAAAUUAUAUGUAUAUAUAAUGAGGAAUAUGUGUUUAUAUAUCUAUUGAAAAAUUAUAUUCUUUAUGAAAAGUUAAAAUAUAAAAACUUUCAAUGUAAUUGUUAUUUAGAUGAUAAUGCGUUCUCAUUAAUUAAACAAAAUCAUAGUUUUUUUUCUAUAUUUCAUUUCUAUAUAUUUAUAAAAAAACUUAUUCUAAAUCAGCACAUUUGUUUUAAAAAGGAUAUUUUUUUACCACAUAAAAAUCAUUUCGAAGAUAAUAUUUUAAAAAGCAAUCAAGAGGAAAAAAGAGAAAUAGACGAAGAUGAUAAAAAUAAAAAAGAAUCAGGAGAGAAAUAUGUUGAUGGGCAAAGCGAAUUAAAUAUAUCAAGUAUUUCAAAUAAUUCAUCACAUAAUUGUUUAUCAAAAAAUAUGAAUGAUUAUUUUAAUUUUUUUAUUAAUGAUGAAAUAAAUGUAGUUGAAAUUAUUACUUUUAUAUCUACAAAAGAAGAUAAUGAUAUGGAUAUAAUUUUUAACUUACAGAAAUGUGCUAAAAAGAAAAAAAAAAAAGAUUUUGAAAGAAAAAAAUAUUUUGUUAUAGGGACAAAAAAUGGAGUAAUUAUAAUUAUUGAUUUUACAGAACCACAUAAAAUUGUGCAUUUAGAGAAAAUAUGUAGCGAUAAUAUUGUCUCCAUUUUUAUUUUUCAAAAUAAUGUAUUAAUAUUAAAUUGUUUGGGUAUUUUGUUUUUUAUGAAUGCUUAUAAUUUCAAAGUAUAUAAAAAUAUUAACAUAUUUGAAAAGAACAAUAAAAAUGACCUUUCUUUUUUAACCAAUAGUAAUUUACAGGAUUAUGAUAUUUCUCCCAAUAUAUUAGAAAAAAAAUUAAAUUCUUUUAGAAAUAAUAAAUCUAACAAAAAUAACUCAAAAAACAAUAAUGUUAUUAGAAAAAAAUCAGGAGAUACAUGUAAAAAUAAAGAAAAUAGUAUUAUUUACUACAAAGAAAAAAAAAAUAACCAUGUUAAUAUAUUUGAGAAUUGUCUAAAAAAAAGUAGUUUGAAUGAACUUGAAAAUAAAUAUAUAUAUUCAAGUUGUUUACUGGAUAUUUAUAUUUUAGUUAUAGGAACGUCAGACAAUGAAAUAAUAAUUUAUGAUUUAAUUAAUAAUGAAAUUUGUUUUAUUUGUAAAAAAAAUUACAAAAUAAAUUAUUUCAUACUUGAAGAUGAUAAUAUUAUUUAUAACAUUGAAAAUUCGUUAUAUAAAAUGAAUUUAAUUAAUUAUAAUUCUUUUAAGUUAUUAACUUUAGCUAAAAUAAAUAUCAGCUCAUUUGUUUUUUACUCAGAUAGUAUUUUAAUAUGUGGUACAUUUAAAGGUAACUUAUAUUUUUUUGAUAUUUCAAACAAUAAUGUAAAAGUUAUUAACAAAAUAGAAAGAAAAAGAUUUGUGCAAAAAGAAGUAUUCCACAAUAGUUUUAAGAGUAAUGAAAAACAAAUUAUUUUUUCUAUUAGGAAGGUUAUUAACAAAAAAUUUGUAAGAAAAUCAAAUAUCAUAGAAAAAGAAGUACAUAAUGAUAGAAUAAUAAGGUUAGUUUUAAAUAAAUCAAAAACUUUUUUAUUAUGUUCUUUAAAACAUAUGAUAUUUUUAUUUAAAUUAAGUAUUUCGGGAAAUGAGAAAAUUGAUUUAAAAUGUGUGCGUUAUUUCAACAUUAAUAACAUUAUACAUAUAAGUUUAUUAAAAAAAUUUGAUAAUUUAUUUUAUAUUGCAACAAAAGAAAAUAAUAAUUGUUACAGUUAUCAUCUAUGUUCCUUUAAUUCGGCAAAAAUAAAAAAAGAUAAAUUGGAUUGUAUAUAUUUUAAUAUACUAUAUGAAAAUACUUGGAUUUGCGAAUUUUUUUAUUAUAAUGGUGAAAAUUUUAUUUUAACGGAAAACAACUUAGAUAAAAAUAAAAAGAGAUGUAUAAUGCUUUUAGACUCUUUUUCUUUCAUUAUAUAUUCAUAUAAAAUUAAUAGAACUAAUAAUUUUUCUUGUAACAAUUCAAAUUAUUCGAUAAAAAAUAAAACUUCUAAUGAAACAAUUAAUAAAAUUUAUGAUAAUAAAAAUUAUUGCUUAGAUGUACAAAAAAAGAAUAAUUUUACAAAUAAAAUUAAGAAUUCAAAUACAUUAGCUAAUGAAAAAAAAUUUGAUAUUAAAAAAAAAAAUAUCUUUAGAAAAACUAAAAAGGUAAAUUCUGAAAUUCACGUAUGUUUAAAAAAAAUAGAAGCAAUGAAGAUUUCUAGUAAUGUAAGAUUCAACAAGGAUUUAACUAAUAAAUUGAAAAGGAAAGAAAAAGAAGAAGAAAAUAAAAAAAAAAGGGAAAAAGAAAAAGAAGAGGAAAAGAGAAAAAAAAAACUUAAGGAAAUAAAAAAAACCAAUGUAGAUAAGGAGAAACAAAUAGAAGGAAUAAAAGAAAGAAAAAAUAUAGAGAAUAAUGAAAAUAAAAUAAAGCAAAUAAAUGAAAAAAAAAAGGAUCAAAAUAAAAAAAAAGGUGGUAAAAAAACACGUAUAUAUAUAAAUUCACAUAAUCAACCAAAAGUAAAAGAAUCAAACAUAAAAGAAAUAAAAUCGUCUAAUUUAAGUGUGGUAGAAAAUAAAAUAUAUGCCCAAGAUAAUAUUAAUAAUAUAAUUGUCCAAAAAAAAAUUUUUAAAAGCAAUCAUAAGUUAAAUAAUAGAUUACUAUUAAAAGAUGUUUUAAAAACAUAUAAAGAAGAUGAAAUUUUAAUGAAAAGUAAAAUAAACACUCAUGAAAAAAAAAAAAUUUCUUAUAUAAAAUACAAAUUAUUAAGAAAUAUUUUGCAAAAAAAAAAUGUUGAAUUAUUUAAUCAUAAAAAAUUAAUCAACGAAAGUAAUAACAAUGAAAAAAAAAAAUCGGAUGAAAUCAAAGAGUAUAAUUAUGAGGAUCAUGAAAAAAAGGUGUCAUAUUUAUUUUUAAAUAAAAAAAGUAGUGAAAAAAUCAACUUUUAUAAAACAUAUGAUAAAAAAGAAAAAGAAGUAUUAAUUAAUGACCAGUAUCAAAAGGGUGAUGAAUCUAUAGAUAAAGGGGAAAUUAAGAAAAAUAUUGACGAAAGUAAUUAUAUACUAAAUUAUUUAAGGAAAUACUUAAACACAAAUAUUUUAAAAGAAAAUGUAUUAAAUGAAAAACAAAGUAAUACAAAAAAUUAUGAUAAUGAUACUUCAUUAGUUAAAAGACACUUAGAUGAUUAUUUUAUUUCAAACGAAAGUAAUGUUAGUAAUAUUACAAUAUAUAAAAAUAACAAUAAAAAUAAUAUAAUAUCCAAAAAAGACAUAGUCUUUUAUCUCACAAAGGAAUUAGAUAAGGUGAAUAAUGAAGAAAAUGAAAAUUUAAAUAAAAAGGAGGUUAAUAAAAUUAGUAAAAAUUGUGAUAAUAAUUGUGAAAGAAUCAACAAUUAUAAAAGCAACAAUUAUGAAUGUAAUAAAUGUGUUAACAAUGAUGAAAAUAGUAUUAAUGAUAAUAAAUGCACAUAUCUUAAUUGUGAUAAUAAGAUUACAUAUAUAAAAGAUAAUAUUUCUUAUAAAAAUUAUUUAUAUUUUAAUAGUGAUAACAAUGAAAAUAAUAAAAAUAAUAAUCAUAACAGAAAUUAUCCACAAUAUAAUGACACAAGUGAUAAUAAUAAUCACAAAAAAAGUAAUUACAUUGACAAGAAAUAUCAAAAUAAUUAUUAUGAUGUUAAUAAUUUCGGUAAUAAAAAUCAUACAAAUAAGAUUUGUCAUUUUAGAUAUAAUAAUGAAAUAAAUUAUGGAAAAUUUGUUAGCAGUAAAAGUAGCUAUAAAAAAAAUACUCAUUUAAAAAGAAAUAGCGAAAUAAAUUCUAUUUUUAAUAUAUGUAAUGAUGGAAUAAAUACAAAUACACAUAUAAAAAAAAUUUAUGUUGAUAACUUAAAAUAUGUUAAAUAUAACAUUAUGAGCUUAGAUAUAAUGAAAGAUAAGCGCAAAAAAAAUUCAAUAGGCACAAAUCAUAUUAAUAAAUAUUUUAGUAUUUUAAAUAACAAUUCUAAAAACAAAAAUUUGAAUAUAUUUGCAAAUAAUUCAAACAAAGAUUUUUAUAAGAAUGAAUAA